This is a messenger RNA of Scaptodrosophila lebanonensis, 2181 nucleotides long. RefSeq names its product protein aurora borealis (gene bora). Gene Ontology annotation, biological process: activation of protein kinase activity; regulation of mitotic nuclear division; regulation of mitotic spindle organization. Gene Ontology annotation, molecular function: protein kinase binding. NCBI's taxonomy places the organism in Eukaryota, Metazoa, Arthropoda, Insecta, Diptera, Drosophilidae. The record is from RefSeq and is a predicted model, not a curated record. Gene Ontology annotation, cellular component: cytoplasm; nucleus. The transcript is spliced from 2 exons. Bases 138 to 1895 code for a protein of 585 amino acids.
GCGUCAAACAGCACUGCCACACGCUACCCAACACUUUCAUAUUUGAAAUACUGACAGCUGCCUUGCAGCGGCGGCGGAUAUCUUUUAACACAAAUUUAAUUUAAGCUAUACUAGUAACAAAAUUGUGCAAAAGCUGUAUGAAAAUGUACACGGAUGAGGUGAGAACACCGCAAGCAUUGCAGACACACUACUAUUCAAAAGUUGGCGAAGUAAAAUGCCGUUCCCUGGCGAACAACAGACGCAGCAGCGCCAACAACAGUGCCGAGAGCUGCGCCACGCCAACGAAUGGCGCCAAACAAAAGAUGAGCUGCAGUCCUAAAAUGUCCAUAAUAUGUACACCGCCUCCAAAGCGCUUUCACAAGGUUCGCAAUCCUUUUGAAGGGGCACUCACUGAUCGUCUGCAUUUGCCGCUUAUUGCCAGUCCCUCACUGUUUCAAUGCCGCUCACACACUCCACAACUCUCGUCCACACAAUUUGAAUGGGACAUUGAGGAAGUCUCUCAACUCAAGCCCGCCGAUGUGGAGCCGCAUGAAACCCAAUUCCACGACUCACCCGAUCCUGAACAGGAGUCGAAGGCGCAGCUAGCCAUUAGCACAUUUUUUAAGGAGUCUCAGAUCGUGCCCAGUCCUGUGGACUGUCCGCUGCGUAGUCGACGCAUUAUUUUGUCGGAAAUUCAAGGCGACACACCCAUUUCAAACAAAACCACAGGACCACGCCGCGUCCGUGACUGCGAGGUACAAACUGAACUGACAUUGCCGCCUGUGCUGCCCAAAGCAUUAGAGGACGCUCUGCGUCCCUAUCUGCAGCCUCAUUUGGCUGGUAGUAUGAGCGUGCCCCGAAAAUCUCCCGGAGGCGAUAUUUUUAACAGCUCGAUGCGUCGGAAAUUAUUCGAUCUCCACAAUGUUGUUGUGCUGGGUGAGAGCCAGCAGCCCGAACAGGAUCACGUGGUGGGCUCAAGUCCCCAGGCCAAGCAGACGCUCUUUGCCGGCCGUCUUUCGGACUCUACAGGCGAUGAAGGUUCCAACAGCUUUGGCUGUCUCUCGCCCAUUCGCAAUUCAUGUGGCCUUCGGCAAGGUACCCCCGAUGAUGGAAAUGGCUAUCGCAAGCGGAAAAGCCUGCUCCACGAACUGGAGUUGCCUUCACCCAUUGCUCAAUCGGAGCAUUUAAGUCGUCGAAUGCGUAAUGUUGAGCACACUUCAAGAAGCAGCUAUCGCGAGCAGAGUAAUACAAGUGAGCACGUGACUCUCUCGGAGCUAACGACCACAGGCUGUGCGGUGACACACAAUAAUUUCACGCCCGAACGUAGCUCCUCACCCAUGCAGCUGCUAGAAUACAGCUCUACAGACUGCAGCAUUAAUCAGCGCGUUAGUCGCUUGCGCGUGAAUAGUACACGCCAGAUAGCCCAGAAGUUGUCGAUACAGGAGGUCGAAGAGACCGGCGGUGAGGACGAUAAUGAGGGGGAGGACGACGAGCCCGAAACGGAGGAUGAAGAUGGCAUGCAGGUGUCUCAACUCUCAACUCACAGCUUCAACUGCAGCUCCUCCAAUUCGGACACGCCACGCGGCCUUCAUCGUCGUUCUGCCAAUCGUAAGAAUCUCUCUCAAUCGUUUAACGCGAACACCAACUGGUCGGAUGACGAGGCCGAACAAGUGGAUCAGCCAGAUCAGGAGCAGGCCCAAAAUGCAAUACGGACUAUUGGAAAUACGGUGGAGGAGUGGCUCCCAAUUACAAAUGAUUUGCCGACCGAACCGGUCGGUUUUUAUCGCACAGACAGUGGAUUCAAUGAUACUAGCAGUGUCUCAACGUUUGCCUUCUCGCAGGAAUUGCCAGCCUCUGACGGUGGAGCCCUAGAUGUGAGCAUGGUUUGCUGUUCUACGCCCUCAACUCGUUCCUGACAUACAUACGUUCCUGUUAAUACUUAUAUAUACAUUUGUAUUCAAUUUUAGUCUAAAUUCGCAAUCCUAGACUCAAACUGCAAUGUUGCCCACCGAAUUUAAGGCCUUCUCGAUGUUUAAUCAAUUGUAUUGUGUUAACGUUUAAGUUAUUCUAUGUAAAUUUUUGUUUAUGUAAUGUUUCGUCUUCAUGUUUGCCAAAUAGUCUUAAGUUCACACAUAUUUGCAAUCACACAUACAAUUCGACGCUUAAUUCAGUAAAUUAAAGUUAAUAAAUAUUAAAUAAAUA